CACGACCAAAACAGAUAAUACGGACAAGACGGACAGUACCUUACAGUCAAUACAGUCAAUACAGACAAUACAGACAAUACAGACCAGAUAACGCGUCCGCCGCUCAAAGCAGCCAGCAUGUUCUUCCCACCAUCCGGCAGCUACAGCAUCGACAUUGAAACCAUUUCGGGAGUAUGCGGCUCCAUAUCCAUCGCGUGUUGGGUCGUCGUCUUCAGUCCUCAAAUCAUUGAGAACUUCCGCAGAAGCUCGGCGGAAGGGCUGAGUGUCGAAUUCAUCAUCAUCUGGUUGCUCGGCGACAUCUUCAACAUCCUCGGUGCCGUGUUUCAGCAUGUCUUGGCGACAAUGCUCAUUUUGGCCAUAUACUACACGCUGGCCGACAUUGUCUUGCUGGGCCAGUACUUCUACUAUACCGGCUUCCGCCUCCGCGAUCCCAAACCACCUGUCAAGCACGCCAGGACCGAAGAUGGGCCUGCCGCUGCCACUGCCACUGAGCGAUCGCCGCUGAUCACCAACGGCCACGCUAAUGGUCAUUCGAGUCCCGCCAGAGCACCUCCUCCAAAUGCAGCAGAUGUCGAGAGACGUGCACGCUCGAGCUCGGCCUUCAGGGACCGGUUGCUCAGCCUCGACUACGCUCACUCUUCACCAGCUGUUCCGAUUCACGACCAGCCGAAAAAUGCCCCAGACGCAGAUGCGAUGAAGCCCUCUCAACCACGGUCGUUGCUGCAGUCCGUGCUGUUCAAUGGCACAGCAAUCCUGCUUGUCGUGCUCGCUGGCAUAGCGGGCUACUACUUGACUCCGUCGGCACCGGAAGAAAAGCGCGGGCAUGCAGCAGACGACCAAGCGGAUAGCCUGGAGUUCAGCACUCUCGGCCAGAUCUUUGGUUAUAUCUGCGCUGUCCUGUAUCUUGGCAGCCGUGUUCCCCAGCUCCUGCUCAACUACCGAAGAAAGUCCACGGAAGGUCUGAAUGCGUUGUUCUUCCUCUUUGCAUGCAUUGGCAACCUUACCUAUGUCUGCUCGAUUCUUGCAUUCCAGCCCAUCUGUAGCCACCACCGACAUGGCCACUGGCAAGAAAGUCAUUGUAAGCCUGGCGAAGCGCAAGCAAUCUACGGUCGUUACAUUCUCGUCAACCUCAGCUGGCUUCUAGGCAGCCUGGGGACCCUGUUCCUGGACUUUGCUGUGUUUGUGCAAUUCUGGCUGUAUCGCGACAGCGAAGAUACCUCGGAGAAUGGUGUUGUGGUCGCGAACGUGGGCGAAGACCGAGGAAGAGAGACGAACACUCGUUAGAAUAGAACACCCCAGGCCAUCUGACCUCAUUCACCCAGCCACAAAGCGUACACAGCAAGACGCCGGCUGGACACAUAUCCACUGCAUUCCUCGCGAGUAACCUGGACCCAAGUCCAUCCAUAGGGCUUUCUAAGGAAGCUACAUGUA
Molecule: messenger RNA, 1431 nt
Organism: Sphaerulina musiva SO2202
Lineage: Eukaryota; Fungi; Ascomycota; Dothideomycetes; Mycosphaerellales; Mycosphaerellaceae
Product: PQ-loop-domain-containing protein
Exons: 1
Coding region: 118-1284 (388 amino acids)
Biological process (GO): basic amino acid transmembrane export from vacuole
Cellular component (GO): fungal-type vacuole membrane
Source: RefSeq, a predicted model, not a curated record